GCCUGGGGGUGAGCUGGAAGUGGGUGAAGAAGAGACCGACGGCAUGAAACGCUUGUUGGAUCUUACCCUAGGCAGAACGGAUGGUGUGAAAAACGAGUGGAAGAUUGAGGUUGGAAUGCGACGCUCCGUGGAUGCCUAUCCCUACAUACCAGCUCACGUUACUAAACCAAAAGAACACACAAAAUUGCUACUUGUGCAAAUGCCAGAAAAAGAUAGGGGGGAGGGGGUUCAAAGUGGAAAGUUAACGACGAAGUUGUGGAAAGCGGUAGGACAUUCAUCAUCACCACUUUUGACUAGAAGUACACUGCAAAGAGGGAAUGCUAUGUUUGCCGUUCCGAAAAACUACAAGCUAGUGGCAGCUCCGCUAUUCGAGUUGUAUGACAAUGCUGCCGCUUAUGGCCCGCUUAUUGCCAGUCUUCCAAUGGCUCUUAGCAGGUUCAACUUUAUCUACAACGGCGUUGUGUAAAA
Strongylus vulgaris is the source of this 468-nucleotide messenger RNA. The record is from the annotation of a GenBank genome assembly. Lineage: Eukaryota; Metazoa; Nematoda; Chromadorea; Rhabditida; Strongylidae.